AUAUUUCAGUCAAUUUAAAAUCUUAUGUUUAGCCAACAUAGAGUCUUUUAUAAUUCAAUAUUUGUAUAAGUUGCAAUAGAAUUUUAUAAUAUGUGGAAUGGGGACGAAAGUUUAAAAAACUGUAUUAAUACCGUUAAGUUCUACUUGGCCCAGCGAAUAACUUUCUUUAAGCUUAGAAAUAUAAAAUACUCAUAUGUCUUAACUUACAGUAGUGAAAAUAAAAUACAAUGUUGAAUAUUUUGGAUCUUGGAUUCCUUAGUGUUGCGAUUACUGUUGCUUUUACCGGGUUUUUGAUUAAUAAUUAUGAGAAGCACGUCCCAGCAUUUGUGAUAAAAGGCUUUAAGUAUGGAAGUUUCGCGUAUCAGGGUUCGGGGGCAAAUUAUCUGCACAUUAUUGAAGUGCCAAAAGCUCUCUAUAGACAUUUUUACGCUUUUUCUUCAGUAUUUAGUACCUUGAGUCUUAUAUACGCAUUUUUAGUGUACUGUUUCGAGUUUAGUGUUCACAGAUAUGUUGUGUUUAUGUUAAAAUUAAUUCUUGAGCAAGAUGAACCCACAGUUUCUGCAACAGCUAGUCUAUUGGCACUUUCGCUAAUUACGAUACAGUGUAUACGGAGAUGCUAUGAAACUUACUACCUACAAGUGUUUGCUAGCUCAAGUAAAAUGAAUCUCAGCCAUUAUAUAGCUGGUAUUGUACAUUACUUUGCGGUUGUAGUGGCUGCAAUCGGACAGUCACCAUUGUUCUGUGGCAGCCAAGACCGAAGCAAAGUUAUAUGGAUGGAUAGUAAAACAAUAGUUAUAUCUCCUUGCAGCUUAAUUUUCAUGUGGGCUUGGUAUGAACAGUACAAGAGCAAUAUUAUAUUUGCUAACUUACGAAAAGACAAGAAAUCAGGCAAAGUGGUGACCGAAGAUCACAAGAUACCUUAUGGACGGCUGUUUGAACAUGUAUCGAGUCCACACAGAAUGUGUGAAGUGAUUAUGUACAUUGUACUGCUACUAUUAGUACCCACUAGGACCUUCUUCUGUAUUUUCUUGUGGGUUAUUUGUAACCAGGUACAAACAGCGAUUCAUGCUCAUGUAUGGUACAAAAAGACGUUUAAAGACUAUCCGAGUAAUAGGACAGCCAUUGUUCCUAAAUUAUUAUAAAAAUAUAUAUACAUUACCUUAUAUGGUAACACGGUACUCAAAUUACCUUAGAUGGUAACACAAUAGCCAUAUAUAAUAUAUGAUGAGGCUAUAAUUUAUUAUAUUAAGAGGCAUUUAUUUAUUCUAUUAUACAAUUUUAAAUUAAAUAAAAAAAAAACUAUAAUAAA
Molecule: messenger RNA, 1309 nt
Organism: Danaus plexippus (monarch butterfly)
Lineage: Eukaryota; Metazoa; Arthropoda; Insecta; Lepidoptera; Nymphalidae
Product: polyprenol reductase
Exons: 4
Coding region: 228-1142 (304 amino acids)
Biological process (GO): polyprenol catabolic process; dolichol-linked oligosaccharide biosynthetic process
Cellular component (GO): endoplasmic reticulum
Molecular function (GO): 3-oxo-5-alpha-steroid 4-dehydrogenase activity
Source: RefSeq, a predicted model, not a curated record